CUCUCGCUACCACACAAAGAAGAAGAAAAAAAUUACAGAAGUAACCCACCUUCACUUUCGUAUUCUCCUCCUUCCAUAGCGAUCAGCGCUGACUACAAGUGCAACGAUGGUGGAUUGUAGGGGCGUUCCGGCGUUACAACAACGGUGAGGUGAUGGGUUGGUUUAGGGUGCACCCGGCAACACCGAACAGAGGCGGGCGGCGAGAGCACAAAGCCGAUGGGGGAUGAUGAUGGUAGCGAUGGAGAUUGUAGCGAGGCGCUGUGAUGGAAGAAAACAAGGGAAGGAGAGACAGAGGAAGAAGAAGGGUACUGAGGAGAAAAGUACCAUAUCGAUCUUGCUCUCCCGGCCUCAAUGGAUUCAUUAGGCAAAAAUCAUGUCGGCGACGAGCUUGCUCAGGUCUUGUCGGCGACGAGCUUGGUCAGGAUAGGACGAUCGUCCACCUUAUUAUUUGUAACAUGGUCAGUUUUUACACUACACUCUAUUUGUGCUCAUUCUUUGGUUCUUUUGGGGUUUUGGGUUUUCGUUUAUGAUAUGCAGUUGGUUC
This is a messenger RNA of Linum tenue, 544 nucleotides long. NCBI's taxonomy places the organism in Eukaryota, Viridiplantae, Streptophyta, Magnoliopsida, Malpighiales, Linaceae. The record is from the annotation of a GenBank genome assembly.